Molecule: messenger RNA, 1292 nt
Organism: Haplochromis burtoni (Burton's mouthbrooder)
Lineage: Eukaryota; Metazoa; Chordata; Actinopteri; Cichliformes; Cichlidae
Product: vesicular inhibitory amino acid transporter
Exons: 5
Coding region: 1-996 (331 amino acids)
Biological process (GO): amino acid transmembrane transport
Cellular component (GO): vacuolar membrane
Molecular function (GO): amino acid transmembrane transporter activity
Source: RefSeq, a predicted model, not a curated record
AUGGAGGCCUGCUGCAAAGGACUGUGGCCGAAUUGGUCUGGAGUUGGAGGUCUGAUGGUAAAUGUAGCUCAGGUCAUUGAACUUUUGAUGACCUGUACCCUCUAUCUACUCGUCUCUACAAGCCUGUUGUUUGACAGUUUGUCCUGGGUGGCUGUUCCUCGAUCAGUGUGUUCACUCGUGUCUCUGGUGUUUCUUCUGCCCUGUCUGCUUCUGACUGAUCUCAGACCAGUUUCCACUCUCAGCCUCCUCUGUUCCCUGGCUCACAUACUUAUCAGCCUAUUGGUCAUGCUGUACUGUUUGAGUUGCGCCAGCAGCUGGUCUUGGUCCUCUCUGUCUCUCUCUGUGGAUCCAGAGGACUUCCUCGUUUCCGUCGGUGUCAUCAUCUUCUCCUAUACCUCGCAGAUCUUCCUCCCUCCUCUAGAGGGUAGUAUGGAAGACAGGGGACAGUUUAAUGUCAUGCUGGGGUGGACCCAUGGAGCAGCUUGCAUCAUGAAAACUAUGUUUUCCCUAAUGGCGGUGUUAACCUGGGGACCAGAAACCAGUGAGGUCAUCACAGACAAUCUACCCUCUGACCUACGACCUCUAGUCAAUUUGUGCCUGCUGGCUAAAGCCCAACUGUCCUACCCUCUGCCAUUCUAUGCUGCUGCUGAAAUACUGCAAACAUGUGUGCUCAGAGAUGCUGCCAUGUCGUCUUACUCCAAACACCGAGGUCAAGCUGUAUCUCGUCCUGCACUUGUGGUCCGCGGCACCUUGUUGAUGACAUCAUACUUGCUGGCUUUGCUGGUGCCCAGGUUCUCCCUGUUGAUGGGUCUGACAGGAAGCGUGACCGGGGCGGCAAUGACACUCAUACUGCCGUGUUUAUUUCACCUUAGACUGCAGUGGAGCCGCCUUACUGUGAAGGACCGACUGAUAGAUGUGGGUAUUCUGAGUCUGGGGGUCAUCUGUAGUGUGUCUGGUGUGAUUUGUUCAGUGAAAAGGCUACUGGAAGGCCUAUAGGAGGUGAAGAUGGAUAAAGGCAAAAAUUUGCUAAUAGCUUAAGUCAGUCACGUUAAAGAACAGCUGCGAGUUCUUCUUUGUAUUUAUUCCUGGAUUAAAAUAAUAUAUGAGCAGAUAUUUUCCCUUCUGUACUUGUCAAACAUAGUUUACAGUACAAAUAAAAAUAGGCACGCUGUUUUUCAUUUUCUGUCAGUCUUAAAAGGCUUGUAAGGUAUAUUAGGAUCCAAUAAACGUACAAAUUGUACUUUUUUUUCUUUUUCUCUUUAUUUGUUUGUUCUGAAAACUGUCAAUGAAGA